GAAAUCAACUGUUUAAAAAAAUAUUUUUUUUCCCAGGUAAACUCGGUAGAGUUUCUUAUUUUCAAAACUUGUUUAAAUCCAUGACUUACACUGCCUUUUAAAAAAAUGUUUUUACCUUAUCUUUCAAUUUGGUAAAUUACCAACAAAAAUGUUAUCUAUUUGAAUCAAAAGUUGAACAUUCUUAGAUUUAAUUGGUCCAGAAAUUUAGUAUAAAUAAUGUUACUUUGUUCAGCUACCUAUAACAGUUACUGUCAGAACAAUUAAAUGCUCUUCCACAGUACAAUUAACAUGCAUCUCCACCAGUUGCAAUUCAUAUAACAGAACAAGGCAUGGCUUCCUGCAAGUAUAUCAGGUUUGUGUUCAAUUCAAAAGGGCCACAUUUCAAGUCAAUCCCCGAGUAAAUUGAAAUGAGAUCAUCAUUAUUUUAGACAGUAUGGAUACAUUUUGUCAUAUUUUAGUGGUGGGCUGUGAGGGUUUAUUUUUUUAUUUAUUUUUAUUUUUAUAUAUUUUUUUUAACUGUAAAACAUGCCCUGACUCAAUAAAGGUCGGGAGAUUCUGAUCUAGGAAACCCAAGUUAAAAUGUUAUACUCUAGUUUUUUUUCGUGCAGGUAGUAUUCGGAGGCAGCCAUCUCAACCUAAUUUCGGGUUACCUUCAGCUCUAAUGUUAUGAGAGCUGUUUCUGAGUAGCGUUGCACUACUCGGGUUACUCAGCGCGGCACGGUAUCGGAAACAGUUAGAAAUCACUCUUAAAACUGUCGACAGAUUUUCUUUCCUAGUGCCAAUGCGUGGGACGUUUUUUCAAACUGGUAAAUAUUAAUUAUUUUGUCGUCAAGCUCGUCUGAUCUUUAAUGAGCGUUACACCUUUGUUGGCUUUUCUGAGUCGUAUCGUAAAAUAAGUAUUUUUGUUAAGGUGAAGUGGCAAGUGUUUUAAGAAAAGAAAAGAAAAGAAAAUACAUGUAAAUAUUUAAAGAAAAAGGUGUUUGUUUAAGCCAGGAGGUAGUCAGCAUAUGCACGUGAAUGAUCAGAGUGGUACCAAUUCUUCCUCAAUUUGAGCGAAGAAAACCCCUGAACUCUGCCCAUAUCUCUUGCAGCCAGUGUGUUUUCAAGUCAUCCUGCUUGAGCUCUUCAACUCUGCAGCCAUGUUGCUUCGUCCCAUGCUGCUUGGAACCGCCCUUCUAAUCCUGGCCCCCAUGGCGACCCUCGAGGCUCGCGCUCUUCACCCUUCAUCUGAUAGCGCUCAGUUAAUGGAGCAGCUCCUUGAUCGCUAUAAUGACCUGCUGACCAUGGACGACCUGGAGAACCUUCUGAGCAGCCCUGCAGAGGAGCAGUCCACCUUAUCCUCCGGGGCCAAAGCGUCCGAGUUUCCCGCCAAAUGGGCCGAAGUCCAGCCGGAGACGCCCUGGCUCCGCCUCCUCCGGGGGGCCCUGGCCAAUCAGAAGCCGGCUGAGUCAGAGCGCUCACGAAGGGGAUGGAACCGAGGCUGCUUUGGCCUUAAACUGGACCGGAUCGGGUCGAUGAGUGGAUUGGGUUGUUAGUUAACAGACUGGCGUCAUCUGUUUGGGAUGAGGAGGACGUAAAGGAAGUUGUUGUUGUGUUAGCAGCUUUCAGCACUUUUGUAGUUCAGCUGUAGUAUUUAAACUAUUGUAUUAGAAUAUGUCACUUAUUUUUUACAUCAAGCAGUAUUUUUUACCCCAUUGUCGAGCUUGUGUUUCUAGUAAAUUAGGUUUAGCUAGCUUUAGUCAAAUGUAAUGCCCGGUGUUGUGAUGUGCCAAGUACAACAAGUUGUGUAGUUUAAAAACAAAACAACAACCCAUCCAC
Phycodurus eques (leafy seadragon) is the source of this 1818-nucleotide messenger RNA. RefSeq names its product natriuretic peptide C-like (gene nppcl). The transcript is spliced from 2 exons. The coding region runs from base 1140 to 1535 and encodes 131 amino acids. Gene Ontology annotation, biological process: cGMP biosynthetic process; receptor guanylyl cyclase signaling pathway. The record is from RefSeq and is a predicted model, not a curated record. Gene Ontology annotation, molecular function: hormone activity; hormone receptor binding. NCBI's taxonomy places the organism in Eukaryota, Metazoa, Chordata, Actinopteri, Syngnathiformes, Syngnathidae. Gene Ontology annotation, cellular component: extracellular region.